Molecule: messenger RNA, 1531 nt
Organism: Aethina tumida (small hive beetle)
Lineage: Eukaryota; Metazoa; Arthropoda; Insecta; Coleoptera; Nitidulidae
Product: transcription initiation factor IIA subunit 1
Exons: 4
Coding region: 162-1115 (317 amino acids)
Biological process (GO): transcription initiation at RNA polymerase II promoter; transcription by RNA polymerase II
Cellular component (GO): transcription factor TFIIA complex
Source: RefSeq, a predicted model, not a curated record
UGCGAUUUCUGUUUAGUGCAGUUGAUGUGCUUUUGGUGUACUGGUCGUACGGCACUUGGAACAAAUGGAAAGCUAGACAGAGAAAGUGUAAAAAACAAGGUUCUGAACCUUGCGUUUGUGGACAAUAGUUUGUUGGUAAAUAAUUUUGAAUUCGAAUCGUCAUGGCCAGUUCUCUCUGUAAAUCGUCAGUGCAAAAAACCUAUCAAGAUGUUAUUGAUGAUGUUAUAUCAAAUAUUCGAGAUCACUUUCUGGAAGACGGUGUCGAUGAGCACGUUUUACAGGAGUUGAAACAACUUUGGGAAACUAAACUCAAAACCAGCAAAGCUGUUGAGGAUACCAAAGAAAUGGAAAAAGCAAUACAAAAUCAAAACAAAAUGAAACAAGACGAGCUGGCAGUGCAGAAGGGCCAACAAAUGUUGCGACAGGUCGUCGGUCAGGUGGCACCCAACAACCACAUGGCGAUGCUACCAACGGAGUACCGACGAGUACCGAUACAGCUAACCAUUCCUCCGAUGCCCGGCACGGACGACGGGCCGCGAAGUCUAGCCAUAGAAGUGCCGGAAAUGUUCCUACGCGGCAACCACCUGAAAGACAUCCUCACGUCGUCCGUGAUCAGCACCACGAUGGGCUUGCCGGUCAUAAACGCGUGUAAUUUCCUCCAGGACGUGGUCAAUCAGGCGUUCGCCAAGCAUCAGCAGAUGAUGGCGAUGGCGAUGCCGGUGAUGCCGCCCCACCUCGUCAAUCCCGCCUUCGUACAUUCCAGACAUCCGGGGGAUUACCCCCAGUUCGAUCCGGCGACCAAAAUGAUCAAUCAGUUCGAUGGACUGGACGAUUCGUCGGACGACGACAUAGAGGUGGAGGAAGCCCGAGUGGACGACCCUGAUUCGGAUGAGGGGGCAAAUAGACAGGAGGAGGAUCCGUUAAACUCUGAAGAUGACGUAUCGGAUGCUGAUGAAGCUGAGGCAGUUUUUGAGACUGAGAACGUUAUUGUAUGCCAGUAUGAUAAGAUAACAAGGAGUAGAAAUAGAUGGAAGUUCCACUUGAAAGAUGGCAUCAUGAACCUUAACGGUGAGGAUUACGUGUUUCAAAAAGCUAAUGGCGAUGCUGAAUGGUAGAAGACUGCAUAAUUACCUGAUUAAUAUCACCCUAUUUACAAAAUUUAAAGUUUGUUAAGCUAUUGGCCAACCAGUUACUUGAUAUACGUAUAUCAAUGAUUACAAGAUUUUAAUUAAUUAAGGUAAUGUAAUAUCUUGUAAGUUACGAUUAGGAUGGCAAUAUUUUAUUUAGGGUAGAUAUUGUUUUACUUACUUAUAUUAGGGCAUUAUAUAUAAAGUUCUAUAAGGCUAACUAUUUUGUUGAUUGUGAUAUAGUAAUAAAUUCCAAAGAUGUUAUGAGUAAAUAUAUGUUUUAAAAUUACAUGUUAAAUUUGAAGCCUUUGGGUUGUUAUUAAAUAUUAUAUAUUAUAUUAAUAUAAAUUGUUUUAUGUUUACACUUGUUUUUAUUCAUAUUUUAAAUAAAUCUCUCGAGUAUA